Messenger RNA from Phalaenopsis equestris, 2626 nucleotides. RefSeq names its product LETM1 and EF-hand domain-containing protein 1, mitochondrial-like. Gene Ontology annotation, cellular component: mitochondrial inner membrane. The coding region runs from base 326 to 2554 and encodes 742 amino acids. NCBI's taxonomy places the organism in Eukaryota, Viridiplantae, Streptophyta, Magnoliopsida, Asparagales, Orchidaceae. Gene Ontology annotation, biological process: intracellular monoatomic cation homeostasis. The record is from RefSeq and is a predicted model, not a curated record. Gene Ontology annotation, molecular function: ribosome binding; calcium ion binding. The transcript has 16 exons.
GAGCGGAGCUUGCUGGAAGAAGCAACGAGGAGAGCGGCGGCGUGUGAAGAAGAGAGCACUUUGAGGGACUUGAGGAUUUAAGCUAAAAGCUUCCAAUGGAUGGAUUCGAUAAACCCUAGAUUCAAGCGGUAGCGGGAUUAAGUAGCUUGAAUUGAAUCAUUCCAGCUCGAUUUUUGGGAUUGUAGCGGUCUUGUGUCGAGGAUUGAUGGGAGAAUCGAAUCCUUAGUUCAGUUCAGCCGGCUUAAGGUGACGGCGUUCUACCGGGAUUACUCCCGGAAAGAUAUGACCAUAGUUGUCCGUCUUUGGAAGCAACCAAAAACCAUUAAUGGCUGGCAGAGCAAUCUACAGAGGAAGAAAGCACCUUUUGCAGAAACUGAACGAACCCAUUCUUUCUAGUUUUAGUAUUUUAAGUUCUCAGCAUGGUUCAUUCGCUUAUAAUUCAGAGAAUAAGCUCCUUGAUCAUAGGACAUUUAUUCAUGCCAAAAAAGAACUCUUUGGUUCAUCCUCUGCAACUUUUCUGAGAGGCCAUCUUCGUGGGAUUUCUGUGCCGAAUAGUGAAUUUGGAAGAUCAGAAAUCAUUAUCCCAUUUGGGGCACGAGGGUUGUCGCAGUAUGUCCGCAACGCAUCAACAGCUACUGCUAAGCAGCCUGAAAUUAGCGGAGAAGAACAUGGCGAAGAUCAGGAGAAAAAACAGAACAAAGAGGCAUCACCAGAGGAGUGUGAUCAGGCUGUUGAAGGCUUGAGCACAGCAAAAGCUAAAGCAAAAGCUAAGCAGCUGCAAGAAACCCAGAAAGAUUAUCAAUUUAUUCGUAAGUUUUGGGCUAAGCUAUUAGGGAUCGGUCCUGCUUUACGAGCUGUCGCUUCCAUGAGCAGGGAGGAUUGGGCCGUAAAGUUUCGCCAUUGGAAGGAUGAAUUUGUUUCUACGAUGCAGCACUAUUGGCUCGGCUGUAAGUUACUGUGGGCGGACAUUAGAAUUUCUUCGAGAUUAUUGUUGAAACUUGCGGGGGGAAAGAGCCUUAGUAGAAGGGAGCGAAAACAAUUGACUCGCACUACUGCAGAUAUCUUCAGGCUGGUUCCUUUUGCAGUUUUUAUAGUAGUUCCAUUCAUGGAAUUUUUAUUGCCCGUGUUCUUGAAGCUGUUUCCAAACAUGCUUCCAUCUACUUUUCAGGAUAAGAUGAAGGAACAGGAAGCUCUUAAACGGAACCUUAAUGCUCGAAUAGCGUAUGCGAAAUUCUUGCAAGGCACCGUCAAAGAAAUGGCUAAUGAGGUGCAAAGAACACGUAGCGGAGAAGUAAAACAGACCGCAGAAGAUCUCGAUGAAUUUUUGAACAAAGUCAGAACCGGCGCUCGUGUUUCCAAUGAGGAAAUUUUGAAUUUUGCGAAACUUUUCAAUGAUGAGCUAACUCUGGAUAAUAUUAGCAGGCCGAGGCUGAUUAAUAUGUGUAAAUACAUGGGCAUCACAACUAUUGGGACAGACAAAUAUUUACGAUUUAUGCUUCGGAAAAAGCUGCAACAGAUAAAGGAAGAUGAUAAAUUGAUUCAGGCAGAAGGUGUGGAGUCUCUUUCAGAGGACGAGCUUCGUCAAGCCUGUCGUGAACGUGGCCAUCUUGGGCUGCUUUCCAAAGAGGAGAUGCGCCAACAGCUGCGGGAUUGGUUGGAUUUGUCUCUUAAUCAUUCGGUACCUUCGUCUCUCCUUAUACUCUCGAGAGCUUUCACUGUAUCCGGAAAGCUGAAACCCGAGGAAGCUGUUGUGGCUACACUGUCAUCUCUACCCGAUGAAGUUGUAGACACUGUCGGUACAGUGCUGCCAUAUGAGGAUUCUGUCUCGGAGAGGAGGCGGAAGUUGGAGUUCCUUGAAAUGCAAGAAGAGCUUAUCAAGGAGGAAGAGAAACUAAAAGAGAAAGAGGAGAAAGCUAAAAAGGAGGAAGCUGUGAUCCAUGACGAAGAUGUGGCUUUAAGGGAGAUGACUGGUCCUACCUUACGUGAAGCACGGGAGCUGGCCGAAGAGAAAACAAUGGAGAAAAGGGAGCAGCUGUGCAAUAUCAGCCGCGCUUUGGCUCUCCUUGCUUCGGCCUCAUCCGUCAGUAGCGAGCGUCAAGAAUUCCUGCGCCUUGUUAAUAAAGAGAUUGAAUUAUACAAUACACUGCUUGACAAAGAGGGAACAGAGGGCGAAGAAGAGGCUAAGAAAGCGUACAAAGCUGCCAGGGAAAAAAGUGAUCAAGCAGCUGAAAUUGCCGCGGGGGACAAGAUUUCAUCUGCGCUUAUCAACAGGGUUGAUGCUAUGCUUCAAAAGCUUGAAAUGGAAAUUGAUGAUGUUGAUGCCAAAAUUGGAGAUCGCUGGAUUCUACUUGACAGGGAUCGUGACGGGAAAGUGACGCCGGAAGAAGUAGCAGCUGCAGCCAUGUAUUUGAAGGAUACGUUAAACAAAGAAGGUCUGCAAGAGCUGAUCACCAAUCUUUCAAAAGACAGAGAUGGUAAAAUUCUUGUGGAAGACAUCAUCAAAUUAGGCUCUCAAGUGGAUGCUAGCAAUGGAGAUGAAUCCGAGAGCCGUUAAAAUUUGACAAAUUGCUAUGGAUCAUUUUGCAAAGUUGCAAUUUUUAUUUUUAUUUUUUAUUUUUUUUGAGCU